UGUGACAAGCAAAGGACGCAGCAAUCCAAGUGAGGCAGAAGACAAAAAUAAUCCCUCCACGUGCAUCCCGGAGAGGAGGAAAAUGAGAUAAACCCACUCAGAUGGAUGCCAGUGCCACCAGCCUUAAGAGGAUCAAGUUUGGGAAGCUGAAGGUGGUACGUCGGCGCUUGCUACAGAGGUAUGAGCAUCAGCCCUUCGUCUCCUGCUUGGCUGGCUUCUACAGCUGCCGGUGGAAGCGGUACCAACGCAGAAGGAUCGAGCCCGGGAAAUGCUGCUGCAAGACGCGGGAAUGCAUUUUUUUCCCAUUUCUUGUUGGAGCAUUCUGCUUUUCUCUGGUCUUUCUGUACAUGUGGGGUGAAGCGAAAAAUGACUACAAUAACUUUGACUGGUAUAACUAUGGAAACCUAGGCUUCUGGUUUCUCUGGUCUGUUGUUCUUCUGAUUGUGGCUGCAAUCCUGUUCAUGUACAUCGCGCUCUUAUUGGUCCUAGCGAUGUGUUUGCUUGCAGAAGGUCAGCAGCUGUACCUGCACUGGAGUCACAAGAUUGGGACUUUUCUUGUCCUGAGCUUCUCUGUCACAGCUCUCUUUAUAUUAUCUGUGCUGUGGGGAGAUCAAUGGAAAACUGUCCGCCUGUCAUUCCAGAUCACAGCUCCCUAUCUCCACAUAGGAGCAAUAACCAUCAUGGUCCUCCUGUCCUGGCCUGUGGCUCUGCAUGCCAUCAGAACAGAUAAGAAAGUUGUUCAGGUGAUAAUUGUUGGUCCAUACCUGGCUAUCCUUCUCUUUCUUUUCUUGAUACCUCUGGGGAUGUACUCACCUUGUAUCAGAGAAGUGGGGACACUUGGACCAAAGCCAGCCCUCAUUGGACACCGCGGAGCACCAAUGCUGGCACCAGAAAACACUGAGAUGUCAUUUCAGAAGACCAUUGAACAUGGUGGAGAUGGUCUUGAAACAGAUGUCACCAUUAGCUAUGAUGGGGUUCCCUUCCUCAUGCAUGACAGCACCUUGAGGAGGACAACCAACAUUGGGGAGGUCUACCCCAAUGAGACUGCUCAAAAUGCAGCGUUGUUUUCCUGGGACACUCUGAAGGAGCUGAACGCUGGAAUGUGGUUUCUUAAGGACAAACCAUUUUCAUGCAUGGGCUCACUGUCAAGGGCAGAUCGAAACCAGGCAAUGAAUCAGUCAAUUUACAAGCUAAGUAAUUUCUUGCGCCUCGCAGACAGUCAGAAUAAACUUGUGAUAUUUGAUCUCUACCGCCCUCCAGAGAAACAUCCUUAUAGGAAUUCGUGGAUCAACAGAACCCUGGAAGUCAUCCUCAACGAAUCGGGGAUUAAACCCCAUCUGGUCCUAUGGCUGGAGAAUGAUAUGAGGUCCUUUGUUCAGUCUGUUGCUCCUGGGUUUCAGCAGACAAUGGGCAGUAAGGCCCCAGUUGAAGACCUGCUGAUGGAUAAUAUUGUCAAACUCAAUCUGGCCUACACUGAAAUGUCCAGUGAAGAUAUUCGGAAAUAUGCUGAGGUGAACAUCACCACUAACCUCUAUGUGGUCAAUGAGCCAUGGCUCUUCUCCCUGGCGUGGUGCUCUGGGGCUCACUCUGUGACCACGAAUGCUGUCCACGUGCUGAAGAACCUCAGCCAGCCACUCUUCCUCAUGACUCCGCAGCAGUACAACAUCAUGUGGAUCCUGACAGAUGUGACCUCCGUGCUCCUCAUCUCACUCAUCUUCGCUCUGCAUUGGUGGCGAGAGAGGAGUUUCUCCUGCUGCACCCACGACAGUGGCACGAUGCUGGAGAGUGGCACCUACAACAAGUUCAGGACAGAGCUCAACGACAUGCCUACAGUCGUGGCCUGACAGGGGCAGGAAGGAGAAAGAGACCUGCUAUCUCACCGAUGACUGGAGAGCAGAGCCACCCCUGAUGCCCCUUCCUGCAGUGAAAAUGCCAACCUGUUAUCAGCCACUGCAUGGGGGUGGGAGCCACAGGACAGCAAAAUGCAGGCAAAGGCAUCGGGGGGGAGGAGCUGGCCAGGGAAUGGGUUCAGAAAUGUCUGGUGAAGAGAAGCUGUUUGCCUCUGUGAUCCUGGUAGAGAUGAGCACUGCCCUUGCUGGCCCUGUCCUGCUUGUCUACAGCUUUCCUUGUAAUCCCCUGCCUGGCAGGGAUUGACCAGGGCGUAGGGGUGUACAUAUGGGGUUGCAGCUGUGAAGAAGCUGAGUACCAUGACAAGGUAUUUCAAUCCCCUUGGCAGUAGCCACAUGGGAAUGACCACCUUCAUCUCAGAGCGUUGGAGGAUCCCAUAGGGCAACAAUCCAGAUGUCUCUCCUGUUAUGCACUAAACCUGUUAGCGCGUCUUUGUUCUGCGCACACUGCAAACACCUGAGCGUCCUACAGUCCUGCUUGCCUUCAGCUGCCAGUGUUUCUCCGGUCAAGACUGACUUCCUCUGCUCUAUACACUCCCUCUCUACUGGCAGGUUUCCUCCAGCCCCAAGUGUGUACCAACCCCACCGCGAUGGUCGAGUGCUGGUGGCUGGUUUAUCAGGAUCUGCACCUCUCCAUAAUGCAGGCAGGGGAAGCCUACCACUAGCCCUACUGGGACAGUCUCCUCACCUUCUUGGUUGUGGGAAAGGGUGUUUAUUUCCAAAGGUGCUAAAGGAUGUUUUGGUGCCUUGGCGGUGCAACUAUUGGGACUAUGACCAGGAGCAUAACAUCUUUCUUCAAUGGGUUUGUGGUAUAUGUGACCUGGUCCCACCAGAUGUCCUGUUUGCUUUUCCCUUGGGAAGAUCUUCAUACUUGCUUUGUAUCCUGGCAUUUAUUCUGUUUUUCAUUACUGCCAGUGGCUGUUGGCACACACGAGGAAGAGGGUCUACGCACAACUCUGUCCUGUUCUGCAAGGGAGAUGCAAGCAUCUCUCAGGUUUAAGCCAUAAAUUUCUACUUGAACAGACAAA
This is a messenger RNA of Rhea pennata, 2935 nucleotides long. RefSeq names its product glycerophosphodiester phosphodiesterase domain containing 4 (gene GDPD4). Gene Ontology annotation, molecular function: glycerophosphodiester phosphodiesterase activity. Lineage: Eukaryota; Metazoa; Chordata; Aves; Rheiformes; Rheidae. The coding region runs from base 102 to 1844 and encodes 580 amino acids. The record is from RefSeq and is a predicted model, not a curated record. The transcript is spliced from 16 exons. Gene Ontology annotation, cellular component: membrane. Gene Ontology annotation, biological process: lipid metabolic process.